This is a messenger RNA of Serendipita indica DSM 11827, 651 nucleotides long. The record is from the annotation of a GenBank genome assembly. Lineage: Eukaryota; Fungi; Basidiomycota; Agaricomycetes; Sebacinales; Serendipitaceae.
AUGGGUCGUCGUCCAGCUCGCUGCUACCGUUACUGCAAGAACAAGCCAUACCCAAAGUCGCGCUACAACCGUGGUGUGCCCGACCCCAAAAUUCGUAUCUAUGAUUUGGGCCGCAAGCGUGCCUCUGUCGACGAUUUCCCAUUCUGCUGCCAUCUCGUGUCCGACGAGUAUGAACAACUGUCAUCUGAAGCAUUAGAAGCAGCACGUAUUUGUGCGAACAAGUAUGUGACCAAGACGGCUGGCAAGGAUUCGUUCCAUCUCCGCGUGCGCGUGCAUCCAUUCCACGUCCUUCGUAUCAACAAAAUGUUGAGCUGCGCUGGUGCCGAUCGACUGCAGACGGGUAUGCGUGGUGCCUGGGGCAAGCCGUAUGGAACCGUCGCUCGUGUGGAUAUUGGUCAAAUUAUCCUGUCGAUUCGCUGCAAAGACGCCAACGCUGCCGUUGUCCAAGAGGCUCUCCGCCGUGCUCGUUACAAGUUCCCUGGCCGCCAAAAGAUUAUCGUCUCACGCAAGUGGGGAUUCACAAACGUCAACCGUGAAGACUAUCUCAAGCUUAAAGAGGAGAAGCGUGUGCUCCAGGACGGUGCAUAUGUUCAGUACAUUCGCCCGAGGGGCAAUCUUGAGAGCAAUCUUCGCGCACAACUCCGUGCAUGA